GUGCAGAGACCAGGUGAAAGUGGUGAGAACUUUCUGCAGCCAGCGCUAUGGAUUUUACGAGAAUGACAGACAGGCGUUUAUGAUAGAGAAAAAAAGAAAAGAAAAUCUCGACAUUUUUGUGCAGCGGUGGAAGAAAGAGAGUAAAGGGCAACUAUCGACAAGGGAUGUUCCCCUCCUCUUCUGUCAUGUCUGUUUCUGUGAGGAACCCGCCUCAGCGCCGGCGCUCCCUGGGCCCUGUCUCCCCAAAGCGUAUCUACAGGAACCUGUCUGUCAGGCUGAGGGGAGGAGAACCAUCUGUGGCCUCAGUGGUGGACACAACCAAAAAACCCACCAAGUCUCCAGAGAGUUACAAGACCCUGUGGGAGGCGGUGGAAAAUGAGGACACUUUGGCUGUACAGAGCCUUUUGUCCAGAGACCACACUAGCUCCGGAGGAGGAGGAGGAAGCAUCUGGGAGCGAGGAGAGAAGAGAGAGAAAGAUUGGGAGAGAGAUAAGGAGAAGGGGGUGAACAGAGUGAGUGAACAGGGUCUGGUUCCCCUGGACGUGGCUGCCCUCACACACAACUCGCCUCUGCUUCAUGUGCUGACAAAGGCGGGAGCCAGACAUAACCCUGUCUUGUCCCGGCCAGUUGAGUGGUCAGCCAAGCUGGAUGCUCUCGUGACACUGGCAAGUAAACGAGUUGAGGAGAGAAAGUCCGAGUUGGCGAGAAAAGCUGUGGUCGGGCCCCAGGCACAGGCCGACGCUCAGAGACAGAUUUGUCUCUGGAGACUGAGGCUGCAGCUGUACUGCCGGAUGAGAGAAAACUUCCAGAGCACAGAGCUCCCUGGACCUCCCAGUCACGUGUCCAUUUUGAUAACCAGCAUAUCUUCUCUGUGUGUGGUGAUCAAAGAGCCAGAGGGGGUCACCAUGGGGCUCAUCACCCGCUACAGAGUGGAGUGGAGCACCUCGGCCAGCUUCAAACGCGUUCUCGGUACAGCCCAAGUUACAGAGACCAAGAAUCCCUCCUAUAUAAUCAAGGGAUUGACUGCGGGAGUGCAUUACUUUGUAAGAGUGAGUGCCUACAACGUGAAAGGAUGGGGACUGCCUCAGUGUUCUACUCCAGUCAGCGCGGCUCCCUCUAGUUGGAGAGAAUGUGUUGGUGUAAAGUCACAGUUCAGGAACCAUGAGGGCCUGGUGAGGAAACUGCUGGAAGAUGCCAAACAGUCAGAAUACAGAGGCUAUUGCAUAGAGGACUCGAAACCCCUGAGUCCCAGCAAGCGCCUGUCAGUGUCUCGGGGCAUCAAACAACUUUUCCAGUCUGCCACCAAGUUUGUUCGUCUUCUACAAAGGGGUGUGUACUUGGCCACUGUAUUCUACCACAAGGACAACAUCCUGGUGACAGCUGAAGAUCAGAUCCCACUCGUGGAGAUCCAGUGCUGCUCCACCUCGAUCACUAAUGACUUCCUUUGGUUUGCCAAAUUGUCCUGUGCAUGGCAGCAAGUACCUUGGCUCCAGCAAGGCCUCUCUGCUGCUCACUCGUCUCCCUCCUCCCUCCUUCAAAACCGGCACAACAUUUUAAGAGCUGUCUCCCAGCUGCAGUCUUCUCUAGGAAUGAUGGACCUGGGUCAGGUGUACUACGAACCCCUCAAGGACCGGCAGGGAAACGUGCUGCUCGUGACCCUGAAGGAAUUCCCAAACCCUUCAAACCCUCCUGAGCCGCCUUUCCACUGGAUACCUCUGGCCCGCCUGGACAAGAACCGCAGCAGAACUCCUCUGCUGCCUGAGCCCACCGCCAUGGACAUGCUCUACGAACAGCUGAAGGAGAAGCUGUCCUUCCACAGACACAGCAUACAGUGGACCCAGCCGGGUCUGUACGUGGGAAUCCUGAAGCUGUGCAGCUCGGUGGAACAGAUCCGGGUACUGGUGCCUCAGAGGCUACCUAACCUACUCUGCCAUACACGGGUCCGACACAACGCUCAUGUGUCCAGAGAGGAGUGGGCGUGGCUCCAGAGUCACGUUUACGCUGCACAGAACGGCAGUGUCCAGAACUUGUUGAACAGUGAGGACGAGAGCUCAGUGGAGAGCAGCAGUCUGGCGGAAUUUGUUAGGUCCCUGAGAGCAGCAGUCACGCACCUCCUGACAAAGCUCAACAUCCCCCUCUACAGGGCAUAUCAGUAUGGGGUGUACACCCGGGAGCUGCUGCAGUUUGGUGAAAAGCUGUCCAUGCUGCUUCUCCUACCUCCAAGUGAAGACUUCAGCUCCAGUUACUGGCCUCUGGUAGGAACCAAGGAGCCCGGCCUCACCAUGCCCCUGCAGAUCUUUGAACUGGUUCACUUCUGGACAUAUGAGCGGGAUUUCCUCUGUCAGUACUGCCAGGCCUGGGUAAGGCUGGAACUGGACACUCAUCUGGCCCAGCAAGCGCUGCGUGAGGCUCUGGACACCAAGGAGGUGCAGGAGGCCAGAGAACGGCUGAACAACAUCACUGAGCUUUCUAGUCGCCUGGAUAUGGUUUGGAGGGACGCCCGCUGGAUUAUGGACUGUCUGCAGUGUGUCCGGUCCAAACAGUGGGUGGGGGCGGUGCCUCUGGGCCUGGUGAUGGGAGGGGACCCCCCACCGUGUCCUGAUGGUGAAGAAGAGGAGGAAUGUUUGACUGCCAGGCUAACGUGGCCACAUCGGAUGCAAACACGAAGAGUCAUCAAAGAAAAUUCCAUGAGGGCGCUUUCACCAGACGCUGCCAAGUUCUCUGCAUCAGAGGGAAGUACAGCUGGUCCUGAGGGGGCCGCUAUGGUGUUAAUGGAGGGUGUUGUGAAGGGAGGGUACCCCGUGGAUAUGAGCUCUCAGUCAACAACCGACCUCACGAGCCUCGGCCAGUCAGAGAGUGGAUGCACAGGCACUUUAAUGGACUUUGGGCUGGAGCCAGCUGCUGCUGCCGCCGCACAGCUGGAAGCAGGAUAUGCAGUUCUGGACACACAGGUGUCCUACGACAGCGAACUGGACUUUCCUUCCAGCAUCACUGAGGUCAUCCGGCCCAUGGAGAUGGCAGAGUUGGUGGACAUCCUGCCCACCCUGAGUCUUAUUGAGGAAGAGAUCCCCGCUGGGCCGUCAUCGCCAACUGUAAUGGACAUGCUGGAGAGCUUUGGACUGGGGAUCGGUGAGAGCAACACCGUGUUUGACUUUGGGAGUUCCAACUUGAUGAGUGGGGAGGAAGGCUCGUCGCAGCUCAGCCUGGAAUAUAACAACAGCAGCUGCAGUCUUAGCAAGACAUGCUGUGAGAACAUGGUUUUAGAGGAAGAAGAGGCCGCCUCUUUUAGCACAGCGAAUGAUGCAAGCGAUGAUGUACCCAUUUCGGGCCGGGAGGUUCCCCCAGGGGAUUCAAUGACACAGCAGGCUCCUGGAAAGGGAGCAUGGUUUCGAGUGAGAGGCCAGGUGGAGUGGGACAGAUCCUCUAACAGUUCAUCCUGAUAUCAGCUUGAAUCACUGCUGACUAAGGCCGUAGCACACUCACUUCAGCAAUGGAAAGUCAAUCUGAAAUUGACACAGACAUGUUUUCCUUUAGCCACUCAGUUAACAGGAACCAUUGCAGAAACUGGGGAACACUCAAUAAGUAGAUACUCCUUCCUUGAAGACAUCAGCAAUAUCAAUUUUUCAAAGAGUACCACAAAUGAAAACCAAACUACUGCACUGGAUGUGUGAGUUUUUUUUGCACACAUCUGGGUCUUUUGCCAAAUCUGAAGUGAACUCAACCUUGUCGAGUGAGAAUAAGCUAUAGAUGUUGGCAAUCCACUGCUCACUACAACACAAAGCUACAGUGGAGAUUAUAAUAUAAACGAACUUCAUACAACUGAGUAAAAUGGAGAUAUUUCAAUUGAAGCCUAUGAACGGCUUAAUGGCAUAUUUUCAUGUGCAGCUGAAAUGACACAUGCACAACCUUUUUACUUUUGAUAAUAUAGUGGUAUUAUAUGGAAUUUUACAUUCUCAGUAUAACAUUUAUACACAAACCUUUACAUACAUAAAGUGACGGCUAACCAGUUAACAGGUGCAUGACCUAUCUCUUGUUCUUUUAGAGAACAACUCGCAGUAACUUUCUAUUUUAAUUGAAAGAAUAAUCGACCAAGCUCCAAAGCUUUGUAAUCCUCAAGUGACCAUUUGCUGAUUUUGCUACAUAACUAUUACCAAAAGAUUUGAUAGGCUGGAACGAGUGUGUGUGGCCAUGUGCAAUUCAUCUUAAAAUCUUUGUUUCAACAUGUGGACAGAUAGAGUUUAUUUGUGAAUCGCCUUGAUGGGUUUUAAUCUAGAAUGGUGUGUUCUGAAGCAUGUAAUGGUCCUUUUAUUCAAACUUUGUUGAAAUUGAUUGCAACAUUCAAUUCAGUUUGGGGCUGAAAUGUCUUAAAUACUGGUAUAUUGGUGCAAUUUGUGUCUGUGUGUGUGUUUUUGUGUGUGUUUACAGAUGUUUAACACAUAGAUAAAAAUGCAAAGAACGAAAGAUAGAAGUUAAGCCAAAGUCUAACAAUAAAAUCUAUCUGUACAGAAACACUCACAGUAUGUAGUUUGCUUACGUGAUAGUUUUUCCAUUUAUUACACAAAUGGUGGCAAUAUGAGUUAAACAAAUGCACAAAAAGAUAAGCAUCGAAUUUAUGUGGUGUGGGAUGUUACUCGAAAAAGAAGCAGUGCAAACAAGUACAUGAUCACACUGUCGUAUACAGAGUUACCUUUUGUUUUUACAAUGGCACCCUUUGAAAGAAAGUUGUUUUUUUUUAAUCGUAUGUAAUGAACCAACAUAAAAAUGAAAUAGGGUAUUGGUGAGGAUAAAAAAAAAAGAUUGCUGAGCAUGCAUCUUUAUUUACAACGAUAGCACGCAAGAGAAGUCGGACCCCAUUAACCUUUGCACAUCAUUGAUACGGUCUGACAGUGAAGUAUUGGCUUUCUCUAUAUGUUGCCAGAUAGAAGACUCUCUAUGAUGUUGCCUCCCUAGAUAGAUAGCUUUAGCAUAUUGUAAAGGUUACACAUAGCAGCACUCUAAUGUAGCAAGACGACUUAACUAAGUGGUUGAAAAGACAAAAGGGGCUGUGUUGAAAGGUUCUUUUCUACACUUUUCUUGCCCUCAACAAAGUAACGCAUUCCUAUCAUUCUUGACAGUCUGGUUACAUUUCAGGGACAAGUGCCAGACACAGGAACAGAAAAGUGGAGGAAAGAUUCAGAUGGAUUGGGAAAUUAGUUGAUUACGGAAUUGUUUGGCAAAAAUUUGCAUAUGGCCUCCUUUUUUUCUUUGUGCCUGGAGCAAAUGUAUGCAAGCUAUAGGAGUGUGACUGAUGUCAUUAAUUCUUCUUUACUGUUGGUCGGGACAACAUGAGGCAUUUUGUUCAGAGAUAUCUCGUGGAUGCCAAGAAAUGACUCACAGCUCUGCCUACCCAUCUGAGAAGGCACACUAGAGAAUCUGAAACCAAGAGGAAAAAGAAUCUAAUGAUCUCCACUGAGCCAUUCGGAUUGUCAGUCAAAAAAGGUACCUACUGAGCUGUUCAGGCCCUGGGCCCAUGACCCCAAGCAUGAGAAUAUAUAUAUCCAUAGAAGAAUGUUUAACAUGUGCCGAAGGUUAGAAAAUAAUCUGCAUGAAACUUUGAAUAAACUUCUUCUUUGAGCAUUGAUUUCGCACGUUAUAAAAUUAUUUUUCAUUUGCCUGGUUUUGUACAUUUAAGUUGCUUCAGCAAACCAUCUGAACACUCAAUGAGUUAGUUUAAUACGUGUGGGUGUUUUGUCUUUUUCACUGCAUUUGUUAGCAUUUGUAAAGCUUUGGCUCUGGUUGUAGUCCGUCAAAAAUGCACACUUUCCAAAACAGGGCUACGGUAUGAGUACAUUUCUAUACUCUGAGUUAUAUCUGGACAAAUGUACCCCAGUGGGUCUCACAAUUCAACCUGAAGGCCCUUAUUUGUACCUUUUAUGGGGCCUGACACGUAAAUAAAUGUUCCCAAGCAAUAAUUGGUAAUUAUAUGUAGUAUUGUAGAUGGUUUUAGGGUACAUUUCCAGAAGAUGGACAACGGGAAAAAAGUUAUGUAGUUAUGUCUCCUCUCUCAACAUAUAUGUCCUAUAUGGUUAAUAACUGAACCAACUAAACUGAAGUCAAAUAUUUGUACUUUGAAAGGUACAUAUGUUCUCAAAUAUCAAAUGGAAUCAAAGGUACAACAUCUGGACCUUUAAGGGUACCACCACAGAGACCAGUCUUUGGACCCCUAAAGGUACAGUUUGGUGUUUUUUCUGGGAGUGCACAGUUGAUAAAAAGGAAUAUAAAUGAAUAUAAAUGUCUGCAAAACAUUUAGGACAGUUAUUUUUAUUUAUUUCUACUGCCCUCCAGUGGUCAAUAUUUAGAGGUACAAAACUGCAUCCCUCCCUUUUUAAUCAUCUUAUUAUAGUAGUCUUAAUUAGAAAUUGCAGGGACUUUUUGAAAAUAUAUUACGUUGCGAUGAAAGCAUUUUUUAAAAAUGUAAUCCUUAAUAAUUUAUCUAAUUCUCUGUUAAACAACUUUUGCUUCCCUUUAAUUCGGGGGUUCACAAUAUGCGUCACAAAGUCUGCAGCUGCGCGCCGAUGUGCUGCGCGAUUUAGAGGAUAUUAAAUCAUCCGGUCAGAACUGCUGGACAAAAAAAAGGUAACAUUCAGCCUGAACGUGUAGAAGCUGCAUCCCAACAUUUUGAACCUUUAUUAUAAAGAAAAUUGUUCGUGGGGAUGUCGUCUGAAAGUGCUGCGUCACAUGACGCCAGAGAUGGAUCACCUCACACAUCAGAUUCUGAACCUCUGAUGAUGGCUCUGCUGGGCAGGACUGGAGCAGGAAGAAGCUCUUCGGGGAACACCAUACUGGGCAGGGCCGCCUUCUGGGUGGACGUGUCCCCCUCCUCCGUCACGGCGCGGUGCCAGAGGCAGACCGGGACGGUGGGGGGGCGCCGCGUGUCUGUCGUCGACACGCCGGGCUUUUUCCACACACGCCUCCCCCAUCAGGAGGUUCUGGCCGAGGUUGGGCGGUGUGUUACGUUGUACCCUCCGGGACCCCACGUCUUCUUGGUGAACCUGCCGAUCGGGAGGUUUACCCAGGAGGAGAGAGAAACCCUGGAGUGGAUCAAGGCCGUGUUUGGGCCCGAGGUCUCCAGGUUUACAAUGGUGCUGUUCACCCGGGGGGACCGGCUAAAGGGGAAAUGUGUUCAGGACUUCAUGGAAGAGAGUCCUGAGCUGUCAGAGUUUGUCAACAGCUGCCAUGGCGGGUUCCACGUCUUUGAAAAUGGCGGUCAGGAGGAAGCAGAAGGCUGUUCCGAACAAGUCCGGCAACUGCUCGUCAAAAUGGACAUGAUGGUGAAGAAGAACAAAGGAGCCGGCUACAGCAAAGAAAUGUUCAUGGACGCCCAGCGCACCAUAAGGGAGGCACAGCAGAGGAUUUGGGGGGAAAGAGGACUCAAAGCGGAGCCCCUUCAGAAGGACACUGAUGAUGAGAGCCAGAAGGGGGCCGACUUGGACAAAAUGAGGACGAAAGAUGAAGAAGAGGAGGCGAGGAAGAGGGCCGAGAGGCUUUUCUGGUGCGAGCUGGUGACUGCGCUGGGGAGAGGGGCCGCAGAGGGGGCCGGGAUCAUGGCUAAAGACGGGGGGAAAGGGAAAGCUGUGAAGAAGGUGAAGGUGGUGGAGAAGGCCGCGGCCCUGGCAGCGUCCCCGCUCUGCAUCAGAUCAGCGGCAAAAGUGGUGGGAGGGGCGGUGAGAGAAGGAAGUAAGGUGCUAUCCAAACACAAAAAAACCCUACUGCGCUGAGGACGGUUUGACUGGGACGAGACGUCCUCAAGGAAAACUCCCUGCCUUUCGUCUUCCCCCUUUUUUCCCCACGCCGUCCCCAAAUCACAUAAAUCAAGAUGCUAUAAAGUCUCCAUACAUCAGCACAGGCACUUUAAGACCACACACUGAUUAUAAUCUUUUUUUUAAAGCAUUUGGGCGAGUGUAGGCUUCACACAAAGGUAAACAUCCUUCUUUUUCAGACCUUAAGAACAGCAAACAAGGAGCAGAGCCACACCUUUCACUUUAGAUUCCUCCUGGAAACAAUAAAGACAACGUAAGAGAAAUGUCCUGUGAUCUCUGUAUUUCAGUAAAAGUGGGGUUAGUUAUCAUCAUGCUCAGGAAGUAUUUUUAUCUGUUUUUCCCCAUUUUUUUCUAAAAACAGCUCUACAAAGGCUACAAUCAGCUUAACUCCCACAACUCCUGCAACGUUUUAAACUAUUGUUUAAAACACUAGAAAAAGGCUACCUGCUUCAGUUUUGGUUUCAUAUAUAACAAGACAAGAUAUUUAUCCCUUUUUCCUUUAGAAUUAUAUUGAAAUUCGAGAGACAAAACAUAAGAAGUACAAAAGAAAAAAAAAAGAACAAACUUGGCAAUAAGGAAAGGAGCUGCAUAUAAUACAGUCUGAGUGUCUAGAGUGAGAGGAAGACACUGGAUUUACAAAUACAUCAUAUAUUAAAACUAAUAGGGCUUUUGCAUUAGUACAUACUCAGCUCUCCAUUACAAAUGAGCUCCUAAGAAAAAAAGCGGGCCGACCAGUCUGUCACAUCAUUUAUAUGCGAAUGAAUGGCAUCACGGCGAUGAUGUGCUGAGUAGGUACUAGAGAAAAAAAACCUUAAGUUUGGUUUUCUGGGCCCUUUAACAGGAGAACACUCACAACUGUAACAUCGGAAAAUGGCUUUUUUUUUUUUUUUUUUGUGUGGACAAUGCAACUGCAUAUAAACCACCUGAGUUCUGAGAGCAAAUUCUGAAGCCUAGGUCAGGUGCUUUUUUUGUGGGUUCAACUUUCAAAGAGUACCACAAACAAGUUUAUGUCACUUUAACUGUCUCUGGAAGGAGUGAUAAGCAGUGUCUGAUGGGGAAAAAAAAAAAAAGAACAGUUUCCAUGCCAUUACUUUGCGCACUUCAGCGACACACAUCCAGUGUCACACUUGUACUUUACAGACAGGAGGGGAAAAAAACUAAACAACAAUAUCAACAAAAAGACAGACACAAAACCAUGCACAGCAUUUACUGUUUGCACGGUUAGAAUCAAACACCUUUAAAGUUGCAAUCCAUCAUAAAACCUAUUCAUUUUGGUCUACAGAGGGAUGUCAGACCGUUAGUCCCACUGUUAACUGUGAGUACAGUUGAAGGCCCAAGCAUGUGCUCAUACGCAGAUCAUUGGCAGGCACUGGUGGGUGACUACAGCACAGGCGUCCUUCUUAAACUGGCAUGGGAAGGCUCAU
This is a messenger RNA of Menidia menidia (Atlantic silverside), 9223 nucleotides long. NCBI's taxonomy places the organism in Eukaryota, Metazoa, Chordata, Actinopteri, Atheriniformes, Atherinopsidae. The record is from the annotation of a GenBank genome assembly.